This is a messenger RNA of Sinocyclocheilus grahami, 436 nucleotides long. Its product is annotated as microtubule-actin cross-linking factor 1-like. The transcript has 4 exons. NCBI's taxonomy places the organism in Eukaryota, Metazoa, Chordata, Actinopteri, Cypriniformes, Cyprinidae. Gene Ontology annotation, molecular function: structural molecule activity; calcium ion binding. Gene Ontology annotation, biological process: wound healing; intermediate filament cytoskeleton organization. Gene Ontology annotation, cellular component: cytoplasm; intermediate filament; membrane. The record is from RefSeq and is a predicted model, not a curated record. The annotation marks the transcript as partial.
CAAGCAGCAGGUUUCCCCCGGUCGCAAAGCACCAGCAAAGAGGAGAGGCACAGCGAAGCCCCCGCCGUCCGCUCCUCUUCCACUGGAGAAACUGGACCCUCAGACAGCCGUGAUGAGUCAGCUGGUGAGCCAAUGGAGGAAUCUCUGGCUCCUGGCCCACGGCAGACAGAGCAGACUAGAGGAGCAUCUGCAGAGGCUGAAAGAGCUGGAGGAGUUUGCUAAUUUUGACUUCAACAUCUGGCGGAAAAGAUACAUGCAGUGGAUAAGUCACCUCAAAUCCCGGAUACUGGAUGUUUUUCGUAGCAUUGAUCGUGAUCAGGAUGGACGAAUCACUCACAAGGAGUUCAUCAGCAGCGUUCUGGCCUCUAAAUUUCCCACCAACUCCCUGGAAAUGACUGCGGUUGCUAACAUAUUUGAUGUUAACGCCGAUGGAUUC